Messenger RNA from Annulohypoxylon maeteangense, 999 nucleotides. RefSeq names its product haloacid dehalogenase. The coding region runs from base 196 to 999 and encodes 267 amino acids. The transcript has 2 exons. NCBI's taxonomy places the organism in Eukaryota, Fungi, Ascomycota, Sordariomycetes, Xylariales, Hypoxylaceae. The record is from RefSeq and is a predicted model, not a curated record.
ACCCCUUAUUCGCAAAGGGUGAUGUAAUGUCGGGUUCUACAUAAGAGCACCAGUGACGCAAGCAUAUCCCCAUUCCAGAGGAAGGGAGGUUUAAGUAAGGAAUAACCUCAAUUAAUGAUAAUUUAUCCGAGCCCACUCUCUUCAAGAACUCCGAAUAGCUUCACGAUUGUAGUCGCCACCUAAAUCAGAGGAACAAUGGCAUCCGAGAACAAAUAUCCCGACCUCACAAGCUUCAAAGCUCUAAGCUUCGACUGCUAUGGCACCCUCAUCGACUGGGAAACCGGCUUCCUCAGCACCGUCCGCCUCCUAACCUCGCAACUGCCACCAACACACCCCCUAAACACCGACCCACCCCUCGAAGCCCUGCGUCUCCUCAACGCCAAAGCCAACGCAUACGAAGUCGCCCAGCCCACCCUCCCCUACAACGAGCUCCUAGCCGAAGCCAUAACCGCAUUCGCAACAACCGACCUCUCGCUGCCAGGUCUCUCCGACAGCAUCGCCGAGCCGUUCGGCAAUUCGCCCGGGACGUGGACCGCGUUCCCGGACACGAUUGCGGGGUUGCAGAAGCUGGGAAAGCGGUAUAAGCUCGCGAUUCUCUCGAAUGUGGAUAACCAGAACAUCGCCGCAACCGUGGGCAAGCAGCUUGCGCCCGCGAAGUUCGACGCCGUGUACACGGCGCAGGACAUCGGGGCGUAUAAACCCGAUCACAAGAAUUUCGCGUACCUGUUUGCGCAUCUGAAGGAGGAUUUGGGGAUUGAUAGAGAGAAGGGCGAGUUGUUGCAUGUGGCGCGCAGUUUGACGGCGGAUCAUGUGCCGGCGAAGGAGUUGGGGUUGCAGAGUGUGUGGAUUUCGCGGGGUGGGGAGAAGGAGGCGGGGAGGGGGGUUGGGGGCGAUUAUGAGGCUUUGAAGGGGAAGGUUGCGUUUGGGUGGCGGUUUGAUACGAUCGGGGAUUUUGCGGAUGAGGUUGAGAGGCAGUUUUCUGCUAAGGAGAAGGUGUGA